This is a messenger RNA of Magallana angulata, 1124 nucleotides long. RefSeq lists its product as uncharacterized. The coding region runs from base 110 to 817 and encodes 235 amino acids. The record is from RefSeq and is a predicted model, not a curated record. NCBI's taxonomy places the organism in Eukaryota, Metazoa, Mollusca, Bivalvia, Ostreida, Ostreidae. The transcript is spliced from 5 exons.
CAUGAGAUCAUGGUCAAGAGCAAGCUCAUAUUUAUCACAAUCCCAACACAUUUAAUACCAUACCAUAACUUCUGACCCGACAGUAUCGGACUGAGCGGACACAAGAAAAAUGAAAACGGAUUUUUUUUACUUUGUACUUUUUCUUUCCAUAUCAUCAGAGCAGGCACUGUGUUUCAUACUUGAUGAAAUUUUUCAUGUACAUGGAUGUGGACAUGAUUCCGACUGUGUUUCUUGGUGCAAAUCGGAAUCAGCGCACUGUUACUUCUUCAGAUGUGUUUGUUCCGACCACCAUGAUAAUUUCCAUCACGAUAUAAAAACAACCACUCCUGUUCAAACAACCAAAGCACAUUUCACUACUACGCCUUUUAAAACUACCCUUAAAACCACCACUACCCAACAACCACUGGUGAAACUAGAAUGCAGUAACCAGAAGAUCAGCGUCAUCGAGUCCAUCGCAGAGAAUCUACACGUAGAGGACAGCAGAGCGGCGCUGUGUCCCGGUACAACCAAACACCAGACGUCCGAGGCUUUCGUUAUGAACAAGUGUAACUCAAAGUCAAGGAGCUCGUGGACACAAGGCCAAACUUCGUUAAAAACCGUGUGUUCAACGAAACAAACUAUUCAACCAUACACUCCAAUUUCAACUUUUUACAAAAGUGAAGAAAAUGUAGCAGGAUUUUUCAUAGCAUGCACAGACGCUGCUGAUGGUAUCAAGGUAGCGGUCCAGAAUUGCAGUGAUCCACCGAAAGUAACGACAAUAACCGAAACAACUUCUCCAAAGAUGUCCGACUUCUUCAUUAUAUACGAACGUCCAUAACGUUUAUUUAAGGAAUAAGAAAUCAUUCGUCCAGCAUUAUGAUGUGAUCAAAUACGACCGUAGGUGAUUAAAUCCAAUAUGAUAGGUUUGAUCACGCCUAACGGUACGCGUUUGAUCACUGGACAUCACUCAAAGAAUGACUCCUUAUUUCUUUUACAUAUAAUUUUCAGCAAUUGUACGAUGAAAUAUUAGUCAUUAAUGAAACAUUUUAUACUGUAUUUAUUACAAAUCGAUUCGUUGUGUUACAUCAGAUACAAUGGAAAAUGUCAAUAUUUAUUCUUCAAAUAUAAAAUAUAUAUAAAAAGUA